Molecule: messenger RNA, 1895 nt
Organism: Dacryopinax primogenitus
Lineage: Eukaryota; Fungi; Basidiomycota; Dacrymycetes; Dacrymycetales; Dacrymycetaceae
Product: seven-hairpin glycosidase
Exons: 7
Coding region: 216-1895 (559 amino acids)
Biological process (GO): carbohydrate metabolic process; N-glycan processing
Cellular component (GO): endoplasmic reticulum; Golgi membrane
Molecular function (GO): mannosyl-oligosaccharide 1,2-alpha-mannosidase activity; calcium ion binding
Source: RefSeq, a predicted model, not a curated record
GUUUUCUCACUCUUUUAUUUCUUGCAUUUUGUCUCGUCUUAUUGUUACUUCUGGAUAGAAGUGACAGGGGGAUCGGAGAAGUAGGACUGCCAGGUGGCACCACCCUCGGCUCAAUCAGCAAACCCAGCGCGGACUAUCCUUCAUUCAUUCCGAUCACCAACUGUGACCACCAAUAGCAGCCACUUGGUGCCCAUCCUUCCUUCUGCCAAACCGUCAUGCACCCCCUCGCUCUCCUCCCCUUCCUCCUCCUCCUCAUCCCCACCAAUGCCAGACGCGUCCAACACCCCAACCUGCCGCACACCGCCCUCAUGCGUACGCGCGCUGCCGAGGUCCGGCAGACUUUUGAACAAGCGUUCGAGGACUACCGCUUGUAUGCGUGGGGACAUGACGAGCUUGCACCGCUCACGAUGAGGGGGUAUGAUACGCGCAAUGGGUGGGGAGCGACGAUUGUCGAUAGCAUGAGUACGAUGCUUGUCAUGGGGCUUGACGAGCUCUUCCUCUCUACCCUCCCUCACCUAGAAGCGACAAACUUCACCUCCCCCCCAAAACCGGGCACUGUCUCCGUGUUCGAAACGAUCAUCCGCUACGUCGGCGGCCUGGUCUCGGCCUACGAGCUCUCGGGGAAGAAACACCAGGUGCUGAUCGACCAAGCCGCGACCCUCGCGCACAAACUUGCGCAUGCUUGGACCGAAGGGAGGGAAGAAAAUGCCCCCCGGAACAUGCCCUACACCUGGAUGAACUUCGUCACCAACCAGCCUGAGACGGGCGUUGUAGGCCUCGCCACGGCCGGGACGAACAUCCUCGAGUUUGCCAAACUCUCAAAGUACUCCGGGAACGCCACGUUCUUCGAUUUGGCAAAACGGUCCAUGGACGCUGUCCUCCGCACGACUCAGUUCCGCCCGGGGCUGUUUGGGGAGGCGUAUAGCCCCUUGCUGGAGAUAGUCGUGAAUGAUAAAGUUAGCUUUGGGCCGAAUUCGGACUCGUUCUACGAGUAUUUGAUCAAGUAUGCGCAUAUGACGGGAAACGCUGAUCCUGUUUAUAUGGACACUUGGCUUACGGGGGUGAACAGUGCUAUGGAGAACAUGUUAUUCAAGAGCACGGUGGGUGACUGGCUCUGGCUCAGCGACUGGAGCAACCGCACGGGUUACAGUUAUCAGUUCUCCCACCUCGCGUGCUACCUCCCCGGCAACUGGCUCCUCGGCGCCCGUCUAGCACACAACAGCACGAUCUACCGCACCGCCCUCUCGCUAGCCGAGUCCUGCGCCCAUACCUACUCUUCCACGCCCCUCGGUAUUGGCCCCGAAUCAUGGCACUACGUUCCCGUUGGCGUGGAGUACGCCGCUCAACCGUACCAAGGCAGCCGUGCGGCGGAGAUUUACGGCGAGCGCGGGUACUGGACCUCGGAUGCAUCCUAUAUCCUCCGUCCGGAGGUAGUGGAGAGCAUGUUCUACGCAUGGAGGAUCACUGGAAACCCCAUUUGGCAGGAGAGGGUCUGGGCCGCUUUCGAGGCUGUCAGGAAACAUUGUAAAGCCCCAGCGGGAUUUGCGAGCUUGAUCACGGUGGAAACCGAUUCACCUGUGAGGAAGGACGAGUCCGAGUCAUUCUUCUACGCCGAACUGAUGAAGUACUUCUACCUGACAUUCUCCGACCCCUCCGUGAUCCACCUCGACAAAUACACGAUCACGACCGAAGCGCAUCCUCUUCUCCUAGAAACAGAGCAAUUCGACUUUGGCCCAGAGCCGGCGUGGGUCGUCACUGAGGUAGAGGGUGACCAGAGGGUGGAGGAGGGAAGGGUGGACGGGUGUGGUGGGAGUGGCGGCACGGGCAUGAGUCAGCUUAUGAUGCUUCUGGACUUUUACGUGCCUGCGCUAGAGAGGUGUAGUGCGACUUCCUGA